This is a messenger RNA of Nematocida minor, 312 nucleotides long. RefSeq lists its product as uncharacterized. NCBI's taxonomy places the organism in Eukaryota, Fungi, Microsporidia. The transcript has a single exon. Bases 1 to 312 code for a protein of 103 amino acids. The record is from RefSeq and is a predicted model, not a curated record.
AUGAGAUUCAUAAAAACAAUAACACUUAUUACUGCAAUACUUGCUGUUCUGCUGAUGCUGGGAAGAGUGUCAGCAGGCAGCCAGCCAAAGGCAAUCAGCGCAUACGGGUGCGGCAAUGCAAACUGCAAGGACAAGAACUGUGCUUCAUCCAAUGUCUGCAACGAUGCAAAGUGCACACCCGAGACAUGCAGUAAAAAGGCAGGAGAGUGUGAAAAUGGAGAAGACUGCACAGGAGAUGACUGCAGCGGCAAAAACUGCAAUGGAAAGAACUGCGAGAAGGGAAACUGCAACGGAAAAGAGUGCUGCAAAUAG